Molecule: messenger RNA, 252 nt
Organism: Peronospora matthiolae
Lineage: Eukaryota; Oomycota; Peronosporomycetes; Peronosporales; Peronosporaceae
Source: the annotation of a GenBank genome assembly
AUGGACCGUGACCCGCGUUUCACGUCGGCUUUAGGGGCAGAGUUGUUCCAACUAUUGGGUACGCGACUGCUUAUGUCUACGACAGCCCACCCAGAGACGGAUGGGCAAAUGGAGCGCGUGAACAGAGUGCUUGAAGACGUCCUACGCAGGUACGCGACGUCGUUCACGUUGUGGAGUUUGUUUCUCCCACUCGCUGAAUUUGAAAUCAACAAUGCAGUUCAUGCGUCAACUGGGUUGACGCCAUUUUCGUGA